AUGGCCGCUCCAAAUGCUUCACGACCUGUUUCCUGGUCGGAUACGACAGCAGCAUCAACAAGGCCACCAAGUCCCGUCAAUGUCGAAAAGAUUCCUGGUAGAAGUCGUCAGCCAUCAACUGAGGUGGGCUUGAAGUCAGAUUCUGAUCCUGAGAAAGGACCUCAGCCGAGUUCAAAUCAAGAUGCAACACCAAUCGCUGAUGGGGCUUCAUCGCAAGUUCGCCCUGCGACUCUCGACUGGGACGGCCCUGACGACCCUUUGAACCCUCAUAACUGGAGCGCAGCCAGGAAGUGGUAUCAGACAUACACGAUCUCCGGUAUUGCGCUUGUGGGGACAUUCGCAUCGUCCGUCUUCACACCUGCCAUCGAACAAGCAGCGACAGAGCUGAGCUCGACGCAACUUAUCGCGACAUUUGCAUACUCGAUAUAUGCCCUCGGACUAGCUUUUGGUGGACCGUUCGCUGCUCCUCUUAGUGAAACUUUUGGAAGACGACCCCUCAUCUUCAUCAGCUUGCCCAUCUUUGCGCUCUUCAUCCUAGGCACAGGUUUCGUGCAAAGUAUGGCGAGUCUGGUGGUGCUGAGAUUCUGGGCUGGCUUCUUCGCUGCGCCUAGUCUGAGUAUGGGGUCAGGUACGUUGAGCGAUAUCUGGCCGCCUGAGAAGCGCUCUGGUCCCAUGUCGCUUUACGUCGCAACACCAUUCUUUGGCCCAGCAUUAGGACCAAUCCUGGGUGCUGCCGUAACCCAAACACGUGGCUGGCGCUGGACGUCAUGGUUGAUACUCUUCUUCACUAUCAUUCUCGUCAUUGCACCAGCGCCAUUCUUCCGUGAGUCGUACAAACCUGUCCUCCUACGUCGCCGCGCGAAGAAACGCAAUCUUCCGCUCCCAAGAUCGCCAACCGAAGGCAUGUCGUUGCCGAAGGUCGUCAGCACUUAUGCCACCAAAACCCUCACUCGGCCCAUGCACAUGCUGCUCACGGAGCCGAUUGUGGCAACCUUCAACACGUACUCUGCUUUCAACUUUGGCUUGCUGUACGCCUUCUUCGCCGCUUUCCCGUAUGUGUUCGAGACAGAGUAUGGGUUCGAUAGCAUAUCCACAGGUCUUACAUUCCUCGGCCUGGGUGUCGGUGUCAUUGUAGCCACCGUUUGUAUUGUAUCGUUCAGCAAACUCUUCUACCUGCCUCGCGUGCGGAAGGCGGUUGCAGAGAAGAGGCCAGCUCCGGCCUUUGCAACAUCACGGCUGGCGCCUGAAAAGCGCUUGCCGCUUGCAUUCGCUGGUGGGCCCAUUCUCACUAUCGGCUUGUUCCUCUUUGGCUGGUCUGCAGCCUGCCGUGUACAUUGGAUUGUGCCAACCAUUGCCGAAGCCUUCUUCGGCAUGGGCAAUAUGCUUAUCUUCAUGGCAUGCAUGAUGUAUAUCACUGAUACGUACGGACCACUGUACAGUGCCAGUGCCAUGGCCUCGAAUGCUAUAUUGCGUGGUUAG
Molecule: messenger RNA, 1479 nt
Organism: Alternaria burnsii
Lineage: Eukaryota; Fungi; Ascomycota; Dothideomycetes; Pleosporales; Pleosporaceae
Product: benomyl methotrexate resistance protein
Exons: 2
Coding region: 1-1479 (492 amino acids)
Biological process (GO): spermine transport; transmembrane transport; spermidine transport
Molecular function (GO): spermidine transmembrane transporter activity; spermine transmembrane transporter activity
Source: RefSeq, a predicted model, not a curated record